Heterostelium album PN500 is the source of this 966-nucleotide messenger RNA. Its product is annotated as PP2C family serine/threonine-protein phosphatase. NCBI's taxonomy places the organism in Eukaryota, Evosea, Eumycetozoa, Acytosteliales, Acytosteliaceae. The transcript is spliced from 4 exons. The record is from RefSeq and is a predicted model, not a curated record. Bases 1 to 966 code for a protein of 321 amino acids.
AUGAGUGGAUCUAUUACACCUAUCAACAAUGGUGGCAGUGUAAACAACAAUACCACUAUAGGUGGUGGUUUGAUAAAAUCAUUUUCAAAUUUAGUAUCGAGCAAUACUUUUCAGAAACAACAACAGCAACAACCAGAAUAUAAUAUAAUAAAUAUAACAGAGAAUCACGAAUCGAUCAUUCAUCUUCAUUUGAAUGAUAUAGAUCACAGUGAUGAGAAUCAACAAUUUACAGCACUGAUAAAAAACAAUACAAGAAAGUUUUAUUUCAAAGGUAUCAUCAAUUCUAUUGGAAAAGUACCUACUACCUGUGAGGAUUCACAUUUCCUUUCACAAGAUUUCACAGCUGUUGGUGUUGCGGAUGGUGUUGGAUCAUGGCGCUCUGUUGGUGUCGAUCCUGGUGAAUAUAGUAGAUCACUUAUGAAACAUGCAAACAAUUUAUCAAACAGCAUAAACUAUCUGAAACCGUUCGAUCUGAUAGAACAAGCAUAUAAUCAGACACAGAACAUACAGGGAAGUUCUACAGUGUGUAUAUUAAAAUUAAUUGGAACAAGAAUGUAUCAUGGUUUAGUUGGCGAUUCUUCAUUUUUAAUCAUUCGAAAAGAUCAAAUUUUAUAUAGAUCAAAAGAACAAACUCAUAAACCAAAUCAUCCAUUUCAACUUGGACAAGGAUCAACAGAUAGACCAACUUCAGGCGAUUAUAACGAACACAAUGUACAGGAGAAUGAUAUAGUGGUGAUUGGAACUGAUGGAUUCUUUGAUAAUGUCUUUGACGAGGAGGUAUUGGAAGCGAUAAGAAAAGUAGAGUCUGUCGAAACAUUUUUUAAACUCUUGAUGGACAUUGCUAGGAGUAAAUCAGUUGACCCCAACUCAAAUACUCCACACGGAGUUCGAAAUCAGCAUAGAGGUGGCAAACAAGAUGAUAUUACUGUAGGAUGUUUUGUUAUUUCCUACAAUCAAAAAGAAUAG